UUCUCGGUGAGAUAGAAAACCCUAGGUUGCAACGCAUGCGUGAGAAAUUAACAGCAUACACCUUUACCACCAGUUGGCAGAAAGGCAAAGAACAUAAUAUUCCUGAUGCACUUUCACGCUUCCCCGUACAGGCACCUAACGAGGAGGAUAAGGCUGCAAGUGAUGACGAGGACCUGCUGCACGCUUUAGUCAUCGCCUCUGUCAAUGCUGUUACGCAGGAAGGAACCAGCCUCAUGCCACUUCGAGACAAGACUUUGGAAAAGGUGCGUGCUUCUGCUGUAAGAGACCCUGAAUAUAGCGCAUUGCGCACAGCUAUACUAACAGGAUUCCCUGAACAUAAGCAAGAGCUUGUUGAUGAUUUGAGACCAUAUUGGAAGAUACGCGACCAACUUGCAGUCGAUGAUGACCUCGUUGUUUAUGGACCACGCCUAAUCAUCCCCAAAGGCUUACGGCGAGAAACUUUGCAAAGGCUACACGACAGUCAUCAAGGCAUCGCCCGUACUAAGCGACGGGCCCGGCAAACCGUAUACUGGCCAGGUAUAGAACGUGACAUAGCACAAGUUGUCUCCUCAUGCCGAGAAUGCCGAGCACUCCUACCGCGCCAAGCCAACGAGCCCCUCUGGCAGCACGACGACCCACCAACUCGCGUGUUUGAGUCGGUCUCGGCAGACUAUUUUCACUUGGCUGGUCGCACAUUUCUUGUAUAUAUAGACAGGAAAUCUGGUUGGCCUUGUGUAUCAUCCUGUCCACGAUCUGCUAAUGGUCACCAUCUUACUUGUGAGUUGAGGAAUUUUUUUGCAGCCACAGGUGUUCCACGGGUGUUGAGUGAUGGUGGACCUCAGUUUGCGUCUUCUACUCAUCGACGCUUCCUGGCUCGGUGGGGGGUAGAGCACAGGAUCACUUCGCCGUACAACGCCCGUGCAAAUGGCCAUGCAGAAGCAGCCGUCAAGGUGAUUAAGAAGCUGAUACGGACGACUUCUUCACAUGCUUCCCUGGACGAUGAUGCUUUCGCUCGUGGGCUCCUGGAGCUGAGAAACACACCGAGGGAGGACGGACGAUCUCCAGCUCAAGUUUUGUUUGGACAUCCUAUGAAAUCAGCCCUUCCUGUUCACCAUCGUUCAUUUGCUCCGGAGUGGCAGCAGGCCGCUCUGAAAUGUGACAUUAAGGCAGAUCACCUCCGCUCCUAUUCAAAGAUAUAUCAUGACAAGACCUCUAAACCACUCUCUCAAUUACAGAUUGGUGCCUUAGUGGAUGUUUGGGAUCAUGCAACUAAUAGAUGGGGACUACUGGGCAUUAUUACAGGUGUUGGCUCCCGCCGUGAUUAUCUGGUGAAGAUGGGCAGCGGACGCACACUGUGGAGGAACCGCAGAUUUCUUCGCAGUCACCAGAACGAGGGCGUGUUCACUUACGCGUCACCCAGCCAGUCCCCGCCGAAUGUUGUGGGGGAAAACAUUCCCUCAGUGGAUCAGCCAGAACCAAGGAAACUACUGGCUGACCAGCAUCUAUCAGCUUCCCCGCCUCUUCGUCGCAGCACUCGGCACCGCAGAGAACCCGACCGAUUAGCAGUUCGCUGGGGUACGCCUACCUACGCAGACGAGGAAGAAGACGACCGUGAUGUUCCGGACAACCCUGUCAUCUCGGGGGAGGUGUAUGAUAGCAGCAUGAAAGAGAAGAGUGAAUGAUUGUUCGGUUACCUUGUUUCACGUGUGAAUUAUACCCUUUGCCUGUAAAGAGGUAAUGAUUGUCUGCCUUCCCUCGGGCUGUAUACGUGGCGUGAAUGAAAGGUUACUUGGUUUAGGAAAACUUGAGCACGGCCAGUGUGCCUCCACCACGCACAGCUCCCUGUACUCGCACCUGCUGCACCUUGUUGUCUAGCAAGAGUAUACACGUUGCUCAUUGCCAUUGUGUUUCCCUGUUCCUCGGCGAUGAUGGUGUCAACACAUCUACGUACCAAACACAUGUAGUGAAAUGCUAAUCCAAUAUUCCUUAAUAAAUUAUGUCUCUCUGAAAAUUCUAUCAAUAUGGCUUACCGGUUGAUUGUUUUUCUUCC
Portunus trituberculatus (swimming crab) is the source of this 2050-nucleotide messenger RNA. RefSeq lists its product as uncharacterized. Gene Ontology annotation, biological process: DNA integration. Lineage: Eukaryota; Metazoa; Arthropoda; Malacostraca; Decapoda; Portunidae. Gene Ontology annotation, molecular function: nucleic acid binding. Bases 36 to 1682 code for a protein of 548 amino acids. The transcript has a single exon. The record is from RefSeq and is a predicted model, not a curated record.